GUUUUUCCCGCGUGAGUUUGACACAAAGUCGUCAAAGUUUCCUUCUAGCUUGCUUUUUUUUUUUUUUUGGUUACUAAAGUGGACAAACGCACAAACGGGAUUUUGUGGUUCUGCAACGGGCGACCGGCACAUAUCGUGGGUGCGUGUGAUUGUGAGCGCGGUAUUAACUCACGUGGUUUUGCGGUUCGGACGGUUUGAUUGAAGGUUCAAAGCAGCGAGUUGGAAGAUUUGUGCCAACGGUAGAAUGACGAUUGCUUUGAGAUCAUAGCGGUGGAAAAGGUUCAUCAAAAUAGCCAAGAAAAGCUAGUUGUGUUAAUUUUGGCUGUUGAAGUGUAUUGGAAAGUUGUAGUGCGAAUGAGCACCACGAAGACAAGCUGAAGCCUAUUCCGCUAGGACGAUUUAAUCAUCUCGCACAAAAGGUGGUGCCGAAAAACUUACAACUGCAAGAAGGCAAAUGACUUAAUUGGCACACGGCACAAUUAUGGAGUGCAUUUAUCGUACUGUGACAAUCCUAUUACUAUUGAUUGGCUCGUUACCGAAACCAUUAAUCACGUUCGUCUCGUGCUACUCGGUGAGGGCAGGCCACGUGCAGCCGCACAACACCCUCGAGAAUGGCCUCCUGAUUGCGGCAAACGUUUCCAUCGGGCACCUGCGAAAGCACAAAUAUUUUUAUUACAUUCCACGAAUGAAUAGUUCACCUCACAGCCGCAAACAGCGCAACUCUUCCACCUACGUCUACAAGGCCGACUACGAUGAUGCCACCCAGCGGGGCAACCGACCCUUACCCCUCGAACUGCGGCGGCUACGUCACAUCUCAAUGCCAAGCGCCGCAGCUGGCCUACUAGAUAAGACACAAGAACAACAACAGCAACAACAACAACUACCACCACCACCACCAUCCCAUCAGACACAACAGCCUCCACAGCAGCAGAAAUUCCAACGUUACUAUAUCUACAAUGCGGUCCCUCGUCGGCGAAGCCUACCUACGGAGGAAAUCGACAGCUUCAUGGCCGAUAAGCAUCAACUGUUCAAAACGGGAACACGGCCUUCUUCUGCGAUGAAAUCGCCCAAUGGCUCGUCCUAUGAAGAAGCCGCCGCCGCCGCUGCCUAUCGAAAGGUCAAGAAGCGCAGUGCUGCCGACGAUAAGCUCAGCAAGAACAUAACCUUGAUUCUGGAGAACUUGCUGAAGAGCUACGAAAAUUCGCAGAUGCCGACGCAUGGACAGGGAAUUCCAACGAUUGUCAAGACCAACAUUCUGAUUCGAAGCAUGGGACCGGUCUCGGAACUGGACAUGGACUAUUCAAUGGACUGCUACUUCCGACAGUACUGGCGUGAUAAACGACUGAGCUUCCACGGUCCCAUCAACAGCCUUUCGCUGAGCAUCAAGAUGGUGGAACGGAUCUGGCGUCCGGAUACCUACUUCUACAACGGCAAACACUCCCACGUGCACACGAUCACCGUUCCGAACAAACUGCUCCGCCUAAGCCAGGAUGGGGAAAUCCUCUACUCCAUGCGGCUGACCAUCAAAGCAUCCUGCCUGAUGCAACUGCGCAGUUUUCCGAUGGAUCGCCAGUCCUGCCCGCUGGUUCUGGGAAGCUACGCCUACUCGCGUCAGCAACUGAUCUACCAGUGGCAGACUGACGACUCCGUGAACUUCGUACCCGGUAUGACGUUGAGCCAGUUCGAUCUGAUGAGCUUCCACCAGAAGAACUACACCUUCGCCCGGCGGGAAGGCGAAUUCUCCGUGCUUCACGUGUCGUUCAAUCUCCAGCGCCACACCGGAUACUUCCUGAUCCAGGUGUACGUCCCGUGUAUUCUGAUCGUGGUCCUGUCGUGGGUUUCGUUCUGGAUCCAUCGGGAGGCGACCAGCGACCGGGUCGGAUUGGGCAUUACCACCGUGCUGACGCUGUCUACGAUCAGUUUGGACUCGAGGACGGAUCUGCCGAAGGUGCGGUACGCUACCGCACUGGACUGGUUUCUGCUGAUGAACUUUAUCUACUGCAUCGCUACGCUGCUGGAGUUUGCCGGGGUGCACUACUUUACGAAGGUCGGCAGUGGCGAGAUCCCGCUGGACGAAGACGAAUGGGAAGACAUCGACAAUGUAGUCGAGAUAGGGUUGAACAUCGGAGGCGGCACUGCUGGAGGUGGAGGAAUACGGCCGCAGCCGGCCGUGAUCCAUGAUUCACCGCAGCGGUUGAUUGCGGCGAGGAGGCGCAGUUCAUUGAUCUGUCCGAUCUACAACGAUCCGCAGCAUAUGUUCAAACCGACAACGUCGCACCUGUCCACGAUGGAACGGACGACGCAAACCGAGCCGCCGAAGGAACCCCGCUGGAAGCAGCUUUGGCUGUGCUUCCUGGGCGACGAUAAGUUCCGUCGGAGGAGACAACGCGAGGCGACCGGCAGGGGUGGUGCCAGCCGUCACAUCAACAGUGUAUCGCUGAUCGACCAGGCAGCUAGGGUGCUGUUUCCGGCUUCGUUCACCCUGUUCAAUGUGAUGUACUGGUUGUGCUACUACACCUACCAGGCGGAUUUCACCUGGGCUCCACUGAAGGAAGUUUAAGACAACUUAAAACUUGAUCUACAAGCUGACGAAUUUAACUUAUUGAUAAAACUGUUGAAUUAUAAAUAAAGACAAUGUUGAAACCUAGUCGAAUUGUGAAACAAUCGAGUAAAAUAAGCUAGCAUUUAAGGGAUUUCUUUCCUAGCAAAAUACCACCCACAUACACACACACACUCACUUGAUCUAUAAGUCCUGAUUUAAUGUCCUUAAACUGUUCUCAGAUUUUACGUUAGAUAAAAUAAAUAAAGCACAAAUACACAAACGAUUGUUGUAGGUCGACUCGUCUUGAUUUUUUUUUUCCUUCUUCCUCCUGCUGUUAUUCUUCGAAAGCCAUAUUACGCUGCCCAAAAUCAUAGCUGCCUCUAUGGUACUAAAUUGUUAUUGUAUUUUGAUUUUUUGUUUUGUUUGCCCAUGCGUGUAAAACUUUCCUGAACCUGAAUUGGACUGUUGUCUUGUUGUUUGUAGAAAAGGGUUAUGUUGUAAGAUGAAAUAAAAAUAUCCCAGAAAAUAGAAUCCAAUACGAGUAAAGGCCACACUUUUCACUGUUACUGAUUCCGAGUAGUGGUAGUAGUAGUUGUAGUACUUACACUUAAGUGUUGUUCGUUGGUUGAUGGUUUUAAGUUGGGUGAAAACUGGUAAGUAGUCGUGUGCGCGUCGCUAGCUUAUUAUGUUUUCCGGCUAUCACAAGUAGCAAUAUC
Molecule: messenger RNA, 3258 nt
Organism: Ochlerotatus camptorhynchus
Lineage: Eukaryota; Metazoa; Arthropoda; Insecta; Diptera; Culicidae
Product: gamma-aminobutyric acid receptor subunit alpha-2
Exons: 7
Coding region: 482-2560 (692 amino acids)
Biological process (GO): regulation of membrane potential; chloride transmembrane transport; nervous system process
Cellular component (GO): synapse; neuron projection; plasma membrane
Molecular function (GO): neurotransmitter receptor activity; GABA-A receptor activity; extracellular ligand-gated monoatomic ion channel activity
Source: RefSeq, a predicted model, not a curated record